Molecule: messenger RNA, 1311 nt
Organism: Lolium perenne
Lineage: Eukaryota; Viridiplantae; Streptophyta; Magnoliopsida; Poales; Poaceae
Product: strigolactones hydrolase CXE15-like
Molecular function (GO): hydrolase activity
Source: RefSeq, a predicted model, not a curated record
UCUCACAUAACACUUGCUUGCCCAUCGCUAGCUUGAAUUAAACCAUGUCAUCGUUUUCUUCCUGUCCGGCAUCGUCCGUCUCGGCCCCGGCACCGCCGCCGCACGUGGUGGAGGACUGCCUCGGCGUCGUGCAGCUCCUCAGCGACGGCACUGUAACGCGGCCCACGCGAAGCUUCCUCUCUGACCCUCCGGCGCAUGAAAUCCGCCGCGACCUGCCCGUCGAGUGGAAGGACGUCGUGUACGACGAUUCCCGCGGCCUCCGGCUCCGCGUGUACAGGCCUACGACGGCGACCACCAAAGACGGCGAGAAGAAGAACCUUCCGGUGGUCGUCUACUUCCACGGCGGCGGUUUCUGCAUCGGCAGCUUCGAGCACCCCAGCUUCCACGAAGUUGGCCUGCGGAUCGCUCACGACCUACCGGCGGUCGUGCUCUCCGCAGACUACCGCCUCGCCCCCGAGCACCGCCUCCCCGCGGCGCAGCACGACGGGGAAACCGUGCUCUCGUGGCUAAGCGGCCAUGCCGCGUCCGGCGCCGACCCGUGGCUCGCCGAGUCGGCUGACUUAGAACGGGUGUUCGUCUGGGGCGACUCGUGCGGCGGCAACAUGGCGCACCACGUCGCCGUCCGGCACGGCUCCGGCUGCGGCCUCGAUAUUGACCCGGUACGCAUCGCCGGGUACGUCCUGCUCUGCCCGUACUUCGGCGGGGAGGAGAGGAUGGCGUCGGAGGCGUCCUUCCCGCGCGACGUGCUCAUGGGCCUGGCGCUGUUCGACCAGAUGUGGCGGCUGGCGCUGCCGGCGGGGGCGACGAGGGACCACCCGGCGGCCAACCCGUUCGGCCCCGAUAGCGCCCCGCUGGACGGCGUCGCGUUACCGCCGGUGCUCGUCGCGGACGCCGAGAAGGACCUGCUGCGCGACCGGACCGCCGACUAUGUCGCAAGGCUGAGGGCAAUGGGGAAGCCCGUGGAGCUCGUGGUGUUCGAGGGGCAGGGGCACGGCUUCUUCGUCUACGAGCCGUGGGGCGCCGCGGCAGACGAGCUCGUCCGAGUGGUACGGCGGUUCGUGCACGGUGACCCACCGGCCACCAGCUGAGUACACAACUCCGGCGACGGUGUCAGCUAGGAACUCCGGAUUAUUAAUUAGACUUGUGGUACUGUACAUUCCGCACGGAAUCCGCACACUUAAUCUGCGACAUAUUAGUUGUCCGAAUCUGCGACAAAGAACGGAGGUAUGUCCAUAAUCGAUGUAUACAUGCAGCCGCGGUUGAUCUGACGAGCCUAGCCGUCAAAUGAAGGUCGCUGGAGUACCGAACGAG